Molecule: messenger RNA, 1329 nt
Organism: Octopus sinensis (East Asian common octopus)
Lineage: Eukaryota; Metazoa; Mollusca; Cephalopoda; Octopoda; Octopodidae
Product: dual specificity mitogen-activated protein kinase kinase 6
Exons: 9
Coding region: 282-1274 (330 amino acids)
Biological process (GO): protein phosphorylation; stress-activated MAPK cascade
Molecular function (GO): MAP kinase kinase activity; ATP binding
Source: RefSeq, a predicted model, not a curated record
AGUGAGAGAAGGAGAAACGGAGAACAGAGUUCAAGAAGGGGAAACACAAAAAUACUGACAGGAGAGAGAGAGAGAGAUAGAAAGAGAGAAGCGCAUCAUUUGCUAAGCUAAGUUUAUCAGUUUUUUUCUGCGCUGAUUGUGUGUGGGUCAAACUUGGCAUAUUUUCAAUGGUGGAAAUAACUUUAAGAAAUACCUAAGAGGAUUGUUUGUCUGCUGUUGAAAAAUAAAUCUGCAAGCAAUUAAGGAUCGCACAAAGCAAACCAAAUUAACUACCUCUGACCAUGAUGAAAGGACCACCUGGCAUAACUUUGCCAUCAUCCUCACAAAAUGACUGUGUCAAUCCCCCUGGUAAUUUGGAUUCCAAAACCGAAAUCAAUAUAGGAGGACAAAAGUUCAAUUGUGAUGCAGAUGAUUUGGAAAGUUUAAGUACCCUGGGUCAAGGUGCUUAUGGUGUGGUAGAGAAAAUGAGGCAUCGUCCCAGUGGUAAAAUCAUGGCAGUAAAAAGAAUUACUGCAACUAUUAAUGGAGAGGAAGAAAAAAGAUUACUGAUGGAUCUUGAUGUAUCAAUGAAAAGUGGUUUAUGUACUUACACAGUGCAAUCUUAUGGAGCUUUGUUUAGAGAGGGUGAUGUUUGGAUAUUAAUGGAAGUAAUGGAUGCCUCAUUAGAUAAAUUUUACAAAAAGGUUUACACAGACACACAUAUACCAGAGGAUGUUCUUACUAUUAUUGCUUCAUCUGUGGUACGUGCAUUGCAUUACCUCCAUCAGAACCUCCAGGUAAUCCACAGGGAUGUUAAACCAUCAAAUAUUUUAGUUAACAGAUUGGGGUUUGUCAAAAUAUGUGAUUUUGGCAUCAGUGGCUACCUAGUAGAUUCUCUUGCUAACACCAGAGAUGCUGGUUGUCGACCAUAUAUGGCACCUGAAAGAAUCAACCCUUCAGUUUCAGGAAAAGGUUAUGAUAUAAGAUCUGAUGUUUGGAGUUUAGGAAUUACUAUGAUUGAAUUGGCUACAGGUAGAUUUCCUUAUGGCUGUGGUAACCCUUUCCAACAACUUAGGGAAGUUGUCAUGGGUAACCCACCAACUUUACCACCAGGCACAUUUUCCAAAGAGUUUGAAGAUUUUAUUGUGAAAUGUCUUCAAAAGGAAUACAAAGAGCGACCUUAUUAUGGCACACUGUUGGAGCACCCUUUUAUUGUACGAGCAGAUACUUUAGAUGUUGACAUGGCAAAGUACAUUUCAUCUGUCUUGGACAAAUACACUGGCUGGGAAGGCUAAAAUGCUUUGCAUAGUUUACAGAUGAAGAGGAAAGAAGAAACUGUAAAACUACUUU